GGCAACCUCUCGAGCUAUGCUGCAUCACCAUCGCAACCAGCAGCGGAAUUAGUACAUAGCCCACCGCAACCCCAUCUCGUUCGAUUACGCAAAGAGUCAAAAGAAGUCAUGAUCAGCUCAAUCGUUGCUCUCGUAGUCUGCUAUGGCGCUCUGGCCCUUGCCGCCGUCACACCUGUACUCACGCCUGGCAAAGUCUUCACCGAGAGAGGUGUUGCCGCCCAGAAAUGGCAGGUCAAUUUUAUUGGCGUUGCUGUCAUCCCGUACAACAACGUAGACACCAAUCAGUGCAACCUAGGCGGUGGCAGUGGAUCGGUGGCAAGCUACCAGAUCACUGUCUACGCGGAUAAUUCGAUUCAGCCAACCAUUGUUCGCGCUCAGCCCACGACUACUUACGUCAACCAGCACGGCUUCAGUGCAGGUUUCUGGAAAUUCGAGAUCAGCUCAGCCGGCACGUUGACCACAAAUUGGCAAUGCUGUAGCUGUGUGCUUGUUGGUGAUUUCUUCAUUCCCCCGCCAGGAUCGAUCGCACAGCCGAUCAAGCCCAACACCAUCGUAGGCGAGCAGAUUUGCUCGCCUAACGUCGGCGCAAAUAAUGUCGAUUGCAAGUCUCUCGGAGUCACGAAACCGUUCAGUCAAGUCACGGUCAAGUCAGGCUCGCAGUCGUCCAUCAGCCCUAUUGAUGGCUGAGCGACCGUGACGCCACGUCGCAAUCUGUCCGCGUUGCCAUGCAGACCCUGCUUUGCUUUUGAACAUCGCGAUUCGAUCUGAGCUCAUCGCAAGGUCGUG
This is a messenger RNA of Mixia osmundae IAM 14324, 786 nucleotides long. RefSeq lists its product as uncharacterized. The transcript is spliced from 4 exons. The record is from RefSeq and is a predicted model, not a curated record. NCBI's taxonomy places the organism in Eukaryota, Fungi, Basidiomycota, Mixiomycetes, Mixiales, Mixiaceae. The coding region runs from base 109 to 687 and encodes 192 amino acids.